ACACACACCCACCCUGUAAGUGACAUCCCUAGCACCCACAUACCCGCUUGUUGUCAUCCCUGUCUUGAGCAUCCCAUCCCAUCCACCUUCUGCUUUUCCUGGUCUGGGCUUCGCACUCCGUAUCGGUCUUUUUUCUCUUUGUUUUGUCAAGCAUAUCUUGGCUGGUCCGAGCCCGCGCCCCUGCCGUCGAUCGCUGCGCGGCCCAUGGUGGACUCCAGCACUUGCUUCCCUCCUUCCACUGGCUCGCCUGCGUCGUCAGAACCUACCAGCAAACGCUGGAGACUGUUGGGGCUCUUCCGCCCUGAAACUCCUGGCUCCCGCCGAAAAACCGUUGUCCAUCCUUGCAGCCUGACACCACCCCCAUUGGGGUCCGCCCCUCCCUCCAAUGUCCCUCUGCAUGAUCCGCGUCGCCUGAGAGACAAUGAUCUUGCAUUCAACGGCCGGAUCAGUUGCAAUCCUUGCUUGUCUCGCGCUACAUCCUACCCUUCUGCCGGAGGUUGUCACCUGCGAUCUCGACAAGAUCAAGAGACCAGAAUUAGGACGACGAGCAGAGAGGGCAGGACUAGGACGAAGCCCUCCACUUUUCGGUGUUUAUCUCUUUCGCAAGACGAGACGCACCAAAGGUUGGUGUUGGCUGGAGAGGGUGUGAAGGCCCAACCAAGGCGGGGAAACUGGCGAUGCGCGUCUCGUCUGCCGGCUGAUGCGCCUCUCCAGGUCUCAAACAGCAUCAUUCCUUUCCCGGUCUCUGGCGGCCAUCUCGGCAACACACCAACCCUCCUAAGAAAUGCAAGCUACUGGUUCGGGAUAGCUGCAUCGACCACAUCGCAUCUCAUUGCCCACAAGACCGAAAGCAAAAGCUGGGACUUGACUGGCAACACCUUUGUGCCAAAUCGGCGAGAGAGCUCAGAAGCACCUCUGAACUUCUUUCUUUGACCUGGCCAACAUCGACGAGGGGGUCUGCGCAGCGGAAUCUGGUACUCGGUUCAGAAGUUGGUUCGUGGUGCUGCCGCAGCUGCAAAACUAGGCCGAGCCCCUAACCUGCCGGUGCCAAGAAAGCCUUGUCAAAGAAUCCGCCAUCUGAACUUAAGGUCGUCCACAUCGCGACCAAGCUCGGGGCAAUUUCGCUUAGAUCGACAACCAGAUCAACAGCAGUUCGAUUUGUGGCCGGCCGAC
This is a messenger RNA of Lasiosphaeria miniovina, 1173 nucleotides long. RefSeq lists its product as uncharacterized. The record is from RefSeq and is a predicted model, not a curated record. Lineage: Eukaryota; Fungi; Ascomycota; Sordariomycetes; Sordariales; Lasiosphaeriaceae. Bases 205 to 933 code for a protein of 242 amino acids. The transcript is spliced from 3 exons.